Molecule: messenger RNA, 5213 nt
Organism: Ceutorhynchus assimilis (cabbage seed weevil)
Lineage: Eukaryota; Metazoa; Arthropoda; Insecta; Coleoptera; Curculionidae
Source: the annotation of a GenBank genome assembly
AUAAAAUUAAAAAAAAAAACUUUCUGAUUUCUUAACAAAUAAAAUAAAUUAAUUAUUGUUCAGUGUAGUCUGACUGUGACAAGACAAUUACAAAAAAAACUUAAUACAAAGGCAAUGAAAAUUACAAUUUAUCCAAUAAAAUAUGGAUAAAUACACUGUAGACUUGGAUCAGGUUCUUAACGACUUUGAGUACUCGGAGCUUACCGACCAACACUCCAGAAAUGUUCCAGAAAGAUUGGAAAGGCCUCGGGACAAUUUCCCUUUCCAACCGGCCCCUGCAACCAAACACAGCAUGAAUAACGUUUUCCACAGCUUGAAUGAAUAUUUGAAUAGUGGAACUGGCAGUACUACUCUUUCAGGAAAUAACGACACAGCUACUCUGGGAUUAAAUGACAAUAACUUACAUUUUAACAAGCCUGAGGAAGUGAAUGAUAUUGAGCUUCAAAGUAAGCGUAUCCUCGAAAGUCUUCAUAAAUUAACUGAAGAAAUCCCUACUCUGAAGCCAAAAUAUGGUCUUCAACCUAUAGAAACUGCUUCAAAUGAUCAGGUGAUAAUAAACUUUGAUGAUCCAAAAACUAAUGUCGAUUCAAACAAGACUGAAAUACCAGAUUUUUCUUUACUAGCAACUGAAAACGUAAUUUCAGAAACUAUUCCUGAACAGUGUACAGAAAUUUUAUCAGAAAGUGAAUCAUGUGAUGGAAAUAAUGAUGAUCCUGAAUGUGAUAGAAAUGGUAUUGAUAAGGCUGAUAGUUUGUUAGUUGAUGAUAAUGUAGAAAGUAAUGAUUUAAAUGAAAAUGAAGACAAUGUUUUAAUUAAUAUUAAUGAAGAUAUUGUUAAAAGUGUGGAAGAUUUCGUAAUAGAAGCUCAGAUAGAACCAAUAAUUGAGCCUGAUGUAUGUGGCCUACAAUCAAAUUUUGAAAAUAGCAUAAGUGAUUCUGGAAUCAAUGAUGAUUGUGUAGGAGGCCCUUUAGAAGAAUUAAAUGCACCCUAUUUGGAAAAAGAUGAAGAAGUUGUUGAAGAUCAGAAUUUAAUCCCGACAGAGAGAGAACAGGUAAUGGAAAAAGAAAUUUUGGAAGCUAAUAAAGUCUCUGAAGUAUUGGAUGAAAAGGAGCAACUUGCACAUAAUGAAACUCUUGAAAAUAAUGAAGAGAUAAAAGAUGAUCUUACUGUAAAUUCUCUAUUACCAUCAAACAUUAUAGAUAAACCUGAAAUUCAAAAUGAUGUUCCACAAAUCAUAAGUUUUUCUGCUGAUAUAGAUAUUGAUGAAAGUGACCUGAAUAAAAUGUUAGAAGAUCUCGAGUUAGAAGCACAAGGGGAAUUGGAAGGUGUGAAUAAAAGCACAUCAAUGAUUCAAGAACCAGGUAUGGAGGUACCCAAAGAAGAAAUGCAAAAUGAUGUACCAAAUCCUAAUUUACAAAAUCAAGCUGCUAAAAGUGAAGUUCUAGAAGAAAAUCCAUUGGAAUGCCUGGAAAUGGAAAAACCAGUAAAACCCAGGAAAAAAUAUUCAGCAAAAGUUUUAAACAGCAAUAAAUCUACAACUACUACAGUACCAGAAAAUCUUGAACAACAAUCUGAAUGUGUCAAGAUAAAUGUUGAAAAAACUGGGGAACUUGAAGAAGCUUCAGCUGUUGAGAAAACUGUGAAACUUGAAGUGCAUUCUGACAAUGGACUUCAGGAAUCUUCAACUAGGCCUCAAGAUCUUCCUCUAAAUAAUGAAGUGAAGGAGGACAACGUUGGCAGGAAAAUCAACUUAAUUGGCAGCCCAGGUUCAACACCAUACAACAACGUUUACAUGAACAAAUCCGUUGAACCCAAAACCCAACACCACAACCACGACAUUGAGUCUGACUGUACAAGUUCAGCCAGUCCUACAUUCUCAGAUUGUAGUACAGAAAGCACUAGUACUGCCAGUACUGUUUCAGUGGAGGAUAGCGCCGAAAAAGUCACCAAGAAAAAUCCUAGUGACGUUAAAAAUAUCAAUAAUGAAUUGUCCAAUAAAGAAGUAGCGGAGAAUGUUCUAGAAGAAAAUGUGGAAAACACUGCACAUCCUAAAACUGAUGCUCCUGUUCUAAAUGAAAAUUAUUCAGCAAUUGGUGAUGGUGAUUCACAAGAGCAGAAUUCCACAUCUAAUGAUGCAGUUUUCGAUAUGUUGGGGAAGGAAGCACCUCUUUGGAUCCCUGACGCCGAUGCUGCUGCUUGUCUACAUUGUGAUAUGAAAUUUACUGUUUUAAAACGCCGACAUCAUUGUCGAGCUUGUGGAUUGGUUCUUUGUUCGAAAUGUUGUCACCUAAAAUUCAGACUGGAAUAUUUGGACUCGGAGGCUCGGGUGUGCAAUAAGUGUCAUGACAUACUAAAUAAGGAUACUCCAAACAAUGCCGGUUCCAACUACAAUUCUCCAGAAUCUGGAAAUUCACCAGCAUUUCGGCCAAACCCCAACAAUCCUCUAGAAUACUGUUCAACAGUUUCUCCUUUACAACAAGCAGGCCUAACUGGAGCUCCUCCUCCUUCAGUUAUGGUACCAGUAGGAGUCCUAAAAAGAAAAGGUUCCAAUAAAAAAUCUAACAAAUCUGUGAUGUUCUGUGACGGCAUAGCGCCAGGUAGUGAUUUAACAAACCUAGACCAGGAUUUCAAUUAUAAUUCCGACUCAAAAAAAUCCCUCCUCAUUAAAGGCCCCGAUGAAGUCAAGAAAAUAGACGAAACGACUACGCCGCCGCCCUCCGCUGAAGCGGUUCCUUCCGCUAAGAUCAGUAGGAAUCAGCCGAAAGUUGACGAAUUUACCGGGUGCUUCAUACCAAAGAACGAGAUGAGUUUGCCACCGACUGUUGUUAUUAAUAAAACAGAAAUUUUGUAUUCAGAUCACAAUAAUGGUCCUAGUGUGGUGAAAAUGCUAAAAGAUGAACCUCUAACUUUUGCAAUCAAUCCAAAUCUGUUUGUGCAGGUCAAGGUGAUAAAUAUGAGUUGUUGCAUAAACAAGCAAGCAUGGUGUUUUUGUACAGACGGUCUAAUAAACGUAGGAUCAGAUGAAAUUGUCUAUCUCAUUGAAUAUAUUGAAGACGAAAGUUUUGUUCCAAGCGAUGUAUUCUUCCAUUUGAAUAAUGUUUAUAACGAUGCUGUCAAAGGCGCUUCAAUUAAAGAACUAGGUCUAUCCCUUCACAACACCUCCAACUUUUUAGAUUCAAAAAACCAUGCUGGAUUUGUAUACAUAAAAGCAACAUUUCAGUGUUUAGAAAAUUUGAUACUACCCAAGGAACCUUAUUUAAUAGGCAUUUUAAUACAUCGAUGGGAAACGCCAUGGGCUAAACUAUUUCCUCUAAGAUUAAUAUUAAGGUUAGGAGCGCAGUAUAGGUAUUAUCCAAGCCCGUUAAUUUCAUCCAGGCAUCGAGAUAGUGUUUUUGUUGAAAUUGGCCAUACUAUUAUCAAUCUCUUGGCAGAUUUCAGAAAUUUCACGUACUCCCUGCCCCAAAUUCGCGGUUUAAUUAUCCAUAUGGAAGAUAAAAAUACGACUAUUAUUAUACCAAGGAAUCGAUAUGAUCAAGUAAUGAAAACGAUAAAUGAUUCUAGCGAACACAUACUGGCAUUUGCAGGCAAUUUUAGUUCAGAAGCUGACUCACAUUUAGUGUGCAUCCAAGACACCCAAGGCCACGAAAAUAUCUAUACUACUCAUGCAAUUAAUAUUCACAGUAAACCUAGAAAAGUUACUGGUGCCAGUUUUAUAGUUUUCAACGGAUCCUUAAAAUCCACCAGUGGCCUGAGUGCCAAGUCCAGCAUCAUAGAAGACGGUCUGAUGAUCCAAGUACCACCAGAUCACAUGGACAAAAUAAGGGAUACUUUGCGCAAGAUGAAAGAUCACACCAUACCUUGCGGGUGCCUCAAUGCCGAUUCGGAUGAAAGCGUCAACAUUAUUUGGGGAGAGAACGAUACUGAUUUUAACGUAGGAGUGACUUCACCAGUAGAUCUCCAAGCCUUGAAAGGCAUUCCAUCUAUAAGGGUUCAUAAUGGAAAAGAUUAUCCAUGUACCAACGGGACUCGCCUAAUUAGGUGGACAGAAGUAUUUAUUUGGCAGAAUGGAGAAGAAAAUCCCAAAAAUCAAGAUCCAGUGGAUAUUUCUAAGGUUUCAGAGAGUAUAGCGAAAGCAUGUUGCACGGCCUUAGUCAAGUAUUUGGACCUUUUGGUGUCGAACAGUUUUCAGAAGAUUGGUGUCAGGACAACAUUGCAUGUUGAUAAUGUUUCAUAUUCUGCGGGUAGCAACGGUCUGAAAUUACCGCCAAUCUACAUGCGCAGUUUAGACAACGAACUAAUUCCCGUGUUACAUCGCAUAUCUUCAAAUAAUCUUGGUGAUAACGCCAUUGUUCUUGAACUGGUCUUUCGCAUAUUGAAUGCGUAGUAUUUUCAAAAAAACAAUGAUUAUGAAUUUCCACGUUAAUAAUAAUUGUAGAAGUGAUUUUCAGUUGUAAAAACUGCAUCUGGUGCAUAAUGGUAGUGUGUAAUUUGUAAUUAAAAAUGUAUGUUUCUGUGUGUUGUUACUAUACUGGGUGUCUCAUUCAAAGUUAAUUAUUUCAGGACACACUGAAAAAGGUUGAAAAAUUUGUCAUAUCUACACACUACCAAGUACCAGUUCAAAUACAAUUUUUUUUAUCCUAAAAAGUACAACUAGAAGCCACUUCUCGUUAUCACUUUGUAUAGUGUAAUUUUAAAUAGUAAUGUUCAAACAGGAGCUUAAUGAAAAGAGUGAUUUGAGGGGAAAUUUUUCUCACAUUUGUUUUUCAAUUCCUUUUAUUUUGAAAUGUAAUAAUUUUGAAAUUCGUUUUCCAACAACAUUUUUUGUUUCUUUAAGUUAAUUAUUUUUGUUAAAAAGAGUAAAAUUUUACAUUUAUUAUUUGCACAUAUGAAAUAAAAAACUGUUCAAUAUUUAUAUUUUAACCAAAAUAUUUUUAUUUUAUCUUGAACACUCCUUUUUAAUAAUCAAGACUAUUUUAUUUUAAAAGUGCUUUUUGUUUAUAUUUUAUUUGCAUUAGUGGAAUCUCUAAUCUCCCAUCGAUAGGAAAGAGAGUAUUAUUAGAGAUCAAAUUUCUUAUAUUUAUAUACUUAUGUAUUAUAUUCCGUACUAAAUCAACCACUGUAAUUUUAAUAUGUAUUGUCAUUGUUUAUGGCGCUUUGUGUAGAUUAUUUUUGUUUUAAUAAAGCUAUUUUCAAAGUUUGUCUCAAGAUUAUAU